Messenger RNA from Daucus carota subsp. sativus, 2977 nucleotides. Its product is annotated as elongation factor 2. Gene Ontology annotation, biological process: translational elongation. The coding region runs from base 169 to 2700 and encodes 843 amino acids. The transcript has 4 exons. Gene Ontology annotation, cellular component: ribonucleoprotein complex; cytosol. NCBI's taxonomy places the organism in Eukaryota, Viridiplantae, Streptophyta, Magnoliopsida, Apiales, Apiaceae. Gene Ontology annotation, molecular function: GTP binding; ribosome binding; translation elongation factor activity. The record is from RefSeq and is a predicted model, not a curated record.
CCCAUAUAUAAACCCCAAAACCACACUGCAUCGCCUCUGCAACACAUUUCAUACAGAUUAUCAUCACAAAGCUUCGCUCAGUGCUCGUCAAUCAUCUCAGUUUUGCCUCGGAGUAUCCGAAGCAGAACUUGUUCAGUUUUAGGCGGUGACCUUUAAGCAGCAGUCAAGAUGGUGAAGUUUACAGCAGAUGGACUCCGAGCUAUCAUGGACAAAAAGAAUAACAUUCGUAACAUGUCUGUUAUUGCACAUGUUGAUCAUGGGAAAUCCACUCUUACUGAUUCUUUAGUGGCUGCUGCUGGUAUCAUUGCACAAGAAGUAGCUGGUGAUGUGCGAAUGACUGAUACUCGUGCAGAUGAAGCUGAGCGUGGUAUCACAAUCAAGUCUACUGGGAUUUCACUUUAUUAUGAAAUGACAGAUGCAUCUUUGAAUAGCUACAAAGGGGAGAGGGAUGGCAAUGAGUACCUGAUCAAUCUUAUAGACUCUCCUGGACAUGUGGACUUUUCAUCAGAAGUUACUGCAGCUUUACGUAUCACUGAUGGAGCACUUGUUGUUGUCGAUUGCAUUGAAGGUGUAUGUGUCCAGACAGAAACUGUCCUUCGACAAGCCCUUGGAGAAAGGAUACGACCUGUCUUGACUGUAAACAAAAUGGACAGGUGUUUUCUUGAGCUACAGGUUGAUGGCGAGGAAGCAUACCAGACAUUUCAGAGAGUCAUUGAGAAUGCCAAUGUCAUUAUGGCCACCUACGAGGAUCCUCUCCUCGGUGAUGUUCAGGUUUAUCCUGAGAAAGGUACAGUUGCCUUCUCAGCUGGGUUGCAUGGUUGGGCUUUCACUCUGACAAAUUUUGCAAAAAUGUAUGCCUCAAAGUUUGGUGUUGAUGAGGCUAAGAUGAUGGAAAGACUCUGGGGUGAGAAUUUCUUCGAUCCAGCUACGAAGAAAUGGACCACCAAGCAUACUGGUACUUCUACAUGCAAGCGUGGCUUUGUUCAAUUCUGUUAUGAACCCAUAAAACAGAUAAUUAACACUUGCAUGAACGAUCAGAAAGAUAAACUGUGGCCCAUGCUGCAGAAACUUAAUGUUACAAUGAAGUCUGAUGAAAAGGAAUUGAUGGGAAAACCCUUGAUGAAACGUGUGAUGCAAAACUGGCUUCCUGCAAGUACAGCUCUCCUAGAAAUGAUGAUUUUCCAUCUUCCAUCUCCCUCAAAGGCUCAAAAGUAUCGUGUGGAGAACUUGUACGAGGGACCACUGGAUGAUAUCUAUGCCAAUGCUAUUAGAAAUUGUGAUCCAAACGGACCUCUCAUGCUAUAUGUUUCUAAGAUGAUUCCAGCUUCUGAUAAAGGUAGAUUUUUUGCCUUUGGUCGUGUGUUUGCUGGCAAGGUCUCCACUGGUCUGAAGGUCAGGAUCAUGGGGCCAAACUAUGUCCCUGGUGAGAAGAAGGAUCUAUAUGUUAAGAGUGUUCAGAGAACAGUUAUUUGGAUGGGGAAGAAACAGGAAACUGUUGAGGAUGUGCCAUGUGGAAACACCGUUGCAAUGGUUGGCUUGGAUCAGUUCAUCACGAAGAACGCUACUCUGACAAAUGAGAAAGAAGUAGAUGCUCACCCCAUUAAAGCCAUGAAGUUUUCUGUGUCCCCUGUUGUCCGUGUUGCUGUGCAGUGCAAAGUGGCCUCAGACCUUCCCAAACUUGUGGAAGGACUAAAGCGUUUGGCAAAGUCUGAUCCUAUGGUUGUCUGUACCAUUGAGGAGUCUGGGGAGCAUAUUGUAGCAGGUGCUGGAGAACUGCACCUUGAGAUAUGCCUGAAGGACUUGCAGGAUGAUUUUAUGGGAGGUGCAGAAAUUAUCAUGUCUGAUCCGGUUGUUUCCUUCCGUGAAACUGUCCUUGAAAAGUCUUCUCGUACUGUGAUGAGCAAGUCUCCCAACAAGCAUAAUCGAUUGUACAUGGAAGCCAGACCACUUGAAGAGGGACUACCUGAGGCUAUUGAUGAUGGAAGAAUUGGUCCGAGGGAUGAUCCUAAGGCUCGUUCCAAAAUUUUAUCUGAGGAAUUUGGCUGGGACAAAGAUCUUGCAAAGAAGAUCUGGUGUUUUGGUCCGGAAACAACUGGCCCGAAUAUGGUAGUUGAUAUGUGUAAAGGAGUGCAAUAUCUCAAUGAAAUCAAGGAUUCAGUUGUAGCUGGUUUCCAGUGGGCAUCCAAGGAAGGUGCCUUGGCCGAAGAGAACAUGAGAGGUAUCUGUUUUGAGGUGUGUGAUGUUGUUCUUCAUGCAGAUGCUAUUCACAGGGGUGGUGGCCAGGUUAUCCCAACUGCCAGGAGGGUUAUAUAUGCAUCGCAACUAACUGCUAAACCCCGACUUUUGGAGCCUGUGUACCUGGUGGAGAUUCAAGCACCUGAGCAAGCCCUUGGUGGAAUCUACAGUGUUCUGAAUCAGAAACGUGGUCAUGUGUUUGAGGAAAUGCAGAGGCCUGGUACACCACUCUAUAACAUCAAGGCCUAUCUCCCUGUUAUUGAGUCAUUUGGUUUCUCUGGCCAGUUGAGAGCUUCUACAUCAGGGCAGGCCUUCCCUCAGUGUGUGUUUGAUCACUGGGACAUGAUGUCAUCUGAUCCACUGGAGGCUGGAACCCAGGCAUCAACGCUUGUGGCUGACAUUAGAAAGAGGAAGGGCUUGAAGCAGCAGAUGACACCUCUAUCUGAGUACGAGGAUAAGCUCUAAGUCUGCAUUUGAUUAGGAAUCUGAUUGGGCAAUAUACUACAUCUCUAUUGUUCUAAACUUUUGCACUAAGUUUCUGAUGCUAUUAUGCUACUGGACUACAGUUUUUGGUUUUUCUAAUUUGGAUUUUGAUGUGGCACUUCUAUUAUAGAUAUGGUGGUUACUAUUGUUUGUGUUUUAAAGAUGCUGUGACAGUCUAGCAACUGCUAGUAUAUCUGAAACAUGUUUUUAAAUCGUUUCUCCUUAUCUGUCUUAUGGAAUGUUUGGUAUUCUUGAAUCA